This is a messenger RNA of Saprolegnia parasitica CBS 223.65, 402 nucleotides long. RefSeq lists its product as hypothetical. Lineage: Eukaryota; Oomycota; Saprolegniomycetes; Saprolegniales; Saprolegniaceae. The transcript is spliced from 2 exons. The record is from RefSeq and is a predicted model, not a curated record. Bases 19 to 402 code for a protein of 127 amino acids.
GGUGGGGGGCCCCGCGAUAUGCGCUAUCGCCUCAUGGCGUGGUACUGCCGCCUCCAGCACAUCUACUCUGGUCGACGCGUCCUCGGUGGCAGCGCCUACGAUCUCUUCAGCAUCGACUCGCGCUUCCGGCGCAUGAUGACCGUGGGCCAAAACGGCACCGACUGCUACGUCUUUGGCUACGAUGCGGACAACCGCUUGACGGAGAUCACACGACUGAGCCUCUUGUCCCGCGUCGACUUGACGUGUUUUGGGCUCGAAUCCGGCAAGCGCGUGCGCCCCGACGCUUGCGUGUCCCCAACGACCCCGGCACCGAGCCUCGCGGUCGGUUGCGUGCACCUACCAAGAGGCAACCGCGGUCUUGACAUCGAGUUUGGCGCCGAGCACUCGCCGUGGCUGGCAUAG